Molecule: messenger RNA, 687 nt
Organism: Penicillium alfredii
Lineage: Eukaryota; Fungi; Ascomycota; Eurotiomycetes; Eurotiales; Aspergillaceae
Exons: 2
Coding region: 1-687 (228 amino acids)
Molecular function (GO): oxidoreductase activity, acting on paired donors, with incorporation or reduction of molecular oxygen; iron ion binding; monooxygenase activity
Source: RefSeq, a predicted model, not a curated record
AUGAUCUGUUUCCUGCUGGGCAGUGCCCUGACUUAUUUACUCCUCAUGGCCGUCUACCGGCUUCGACUGCAUCCUCUGAGUAAAUUCCCCGGGCCGCGCUUGGCUGCCAUGACGGGGUUGUAUGAGGUCUACUUUGCCGCAUGGGGAAACCAGUCCUUUGAAACCGAGAUUCACAACAUGCACCAGCAGUACGGCCCGGUCGUCCGCAUCAGUCCCGACGAAAUCCACGUCGAAGAGCAGUUCCGCGACGUGGGUUACGCCGAUUGCUGGAUCAAAGGAACCCGUAGAGUAGACGCUGGUCGCCGCUCCAGACGCGACUCUCGGCCACUCACUAUGCGGGAACGCUCGCUGUUCAGAGUGCGCUCGUUGAUCCAGGUGGAGGUCCAGCAUCUCCUCAAGGGUCUGGCGCAGCAACACCAAGUACAUCGAGGACGCAGCUCGAGGCUUCGACCGCUGCUUCAAGUGCCGUAUCACAGAGAGAUAGUUCCACGGCCAGUGAAGAACAGCAGACCAGAGAACGGGACCCAUCUCAAUGCCUUGCGGAAACCCAAGCGCCGAUGUAUUUCCAAACAGCUUUCAAUUCGACCUGCGGACUUGAGGAAUGCUCGACUCCAAAACCCGCGGCCGGUUGAUGGACGUGCCUUCCAUGCGACUGUGCAGAUGGGUCGGCGAGGUCUGCCAUGCUGA